This is a messenger RNA of Pygocentrus nattereri (red-bellied piranha), 8444 nucleotides long. RefSeq names its product ATP-binding cassette, sub-family A (ABC1), member 1B (gene abca1b). The transcript has 47 exons. Gene Ontology annotation, biological process: transmembrane transport; lipid transport. Lineage: Eukaryota; Metazoa; Chordata; Actinopteri; Characiformes; Serrasalmidae. The coding region runs from base 197 to 7057 and encodes 2286 amino acids. The record is from RefSeq and is a predicted model, not a curated record. Gene Ontology annotation, molecular function: ABC-type transporter activity; ATP binding; lipid carrier activity. Gene Ontology annotation, cellular component: intracellular membrane-bounded organelle; membrane.
GGAACCGAGCAGAUGCUCUUUUUCAAUGAGAGACGCUCACGUUCUCUAACUGGUCCGGGUCUAAGUGACUGAGGGGGGGAGUUUAAACCGAGUUUACACGGAAUACGGCGAAUGCUCAAGACCAAUUUAUCAGGUGUAUCCGUGGAAAACAGUCCAGACAGCUGCAGAGAGCAGCGUGAGGAGGACCUGAGUGAAGAUGUCUAUCUCCACUCAGCUGGGCCUGCUACUGUGGAAGAAUUUCACCUACAGAAGACGACAAACGUUCCAGCUGCUGAUUGAGAUAGUCUGGCCUCUUUUCAUCUUCUUCAUCCUGAUUGCUGUGAGAUUGAACUACCCCCCAUAUGAACAGCAUGAAUGUCACUUUCCCAACAAAGCCAUGCCCUCAGCGGGCACUCUGCCAUGGAUCCAGGGCAUUGUCUGCAACGCCAACAACCCCUGCUUCCGCCACCCCACCCCUGGAGAAUCCCCCGGAGUCGUCGGCAACUUCAAUGAUUCUAUAAUCUCACGACUUUUUUCUGAUGCAAAGAAAAUCUUACUGUACAGUCAGAAUGAUAAAAGUCUGGAUGGGUUUAAAGAGCUAAUCCAUGCAGUGAAAGCUCUGCAAAACAACACUUCAGGUUUCAGGCUUAAAGAUUUCCUGAAUGACAACGAGACCCUGUCCACAUUCCUCAUACAAAAUGCCUCCUUCUCUGAGAAUACUGUCCACAACGUUCUGCAGGCAAAUGUGAACCUGGAAAAGGUGCUAACAAAAGGCUUUGGGGUACAUCUGAAGGACAUGUGCAACACCUCCAGUUUGGAGGACUUUGUAAAUAUCACAGACAGGAAGGUGGCCAAGCUGACCCAGGAUAUCAUCUGCAGCUCCUCACAAAACUGGCUGAACCAGGCCGAAAGCCUCUUCAUGGCCAACCUAGACUUCUUCAAGCCUAUAAGGUCAGAUGUAAGAUCAGGAAGCAGCGAUGCCCGUCAGGUCGCCAAGGCCACAGAAAACCUUCUGGAAAGCCUGGGUUCUCUGGCUGUGGAGCUGGCCAGUAUGCGGAGCUGGAGUGACCUGCGAAAUGAGAUCCUCUUCCUCACCCAGAAUGCUACUGGUUCACCCAGUCAGAUGUACCAAGCUGUAUCCCGAAUAGUGUGUGGACACCCCGAAGGUGGCGGGCUCAAAAUCAAGUCACUUAACUGGUAUGAGGACAGCAACUACAAAGCCCUGUUUGGAAACUAUAACAGCAGUGAUGAGGAGCCGGUUUCAGUGUAUGACAACACAACCACUCCUUACUGUAACAACCUAAUGAAGACCAUAGAGACUAGCCCCAUCUCUCGCAUGAUCUGGAGGGCUCUGAAGCCACUGCUCAUGGGAAAGAUCUUGUACACCCCUCAUACACCUGCCACACAGAAGAUUAUCCAUGAAGUCAACAGGACAUUUCAGGAGUUGGGUGUCCUCAGAGAUCUGGGCGGAAUGUGGGAGGAGACCAGGCCCAAAGCCUGGAACUUCAUGGAGAACAGCAAGGAGAUGAACCUAGUCCGGACAUUACUGCAGAACAAUGCCACAGCCACUUUCUUCAGCACCCAGCUCACUGGAACUCAGUGGAGUGUCCAGGAUGUUAUCAGUUUCCUGUCCAAACAGUCGGAGGACACACGCCCACAUGGGACAGCAUUCACAUGGAGAGAUGUCUUCAAUGAGACUGACCAGGCCAUUAUGAGCAUAUCCCGCUUCAUGGAGUGUGUAAAUCUAGAUAAACUGGAGCCUGUGAGUACGGAGGAGAAGUUAGUCAACGAGUCUCUGGGUCUCCUGGACAACAGGAAGUUUUGGGCUGGAAUUGUGUUCCCCGACAUCGACUCAAACAGCUCAGAGCUCCCACCCCAUGUAAACUACAAGAUCCGCAUGGACAUAGAUAAUGUGGAGCGCACCAACAAAAUCAAGGAUGCGUACUGGGACCCUGGCCCCAGAGCUGACCCAUUUGAGGACCUGCGAUAUAUCUGGGGUGGAUUCUCUUACCUGCAGGAUGUUAUAGAGCAAAGUAUUAUCAGAGCAGUAACAGGGACCAAAGAGAAGACCGGAGUCUACAUCCAGCAGAUGCCUUACCCAUGCUAUGUUGAUGAUAUUUUCUUGCGUGUGAUGAGUCGUUCCAUGCCGCUGUUCAUGACCCUCGCCUGGAUGUACUCUGUGGCCAUCAUUAUUAAGAGUGUGGUGUAUGAGAAAGAGGCCCGCCUCAAGGAAACCAUGAGGAUUAUGGGAUUGGACAACGGGAUCCUGUGGUUCAGCUGGUUCAUCAGCAGCCUAAUUCCUCUGCUCAUGAGUGCUGGACUACUAGUGCUUCUGCUCAAGAUGGGAAACCUGCUCCCCUACAGUGAGCCCGGUGUGGUCUUCCUCUUCCUGAGCUCCUUUGCUGUGGUCACCAUCAUGCAGUGUUUCCUCAUCAGCACAGCAUUUGCUAGGGCCAACCUAGCCGCUGCCUGUGGAGGAAUCAUCUACUUCACCCUCUACUUGCCCUACGUGCUGUGCGUGGCCUGGCAGGAUUACAUUGGCCUUCCCACCAAAGUCAUUGCUAGCCUGCUGUCUCCAGUGGCGUUUGGUUUUGGCUGUGAAUACUUUGCUCUGUUUGAGGAGCAGGGAGUGGGCAUCCAGUGGAGCAACCUCUUCUCCAGCCCAAUGGAGGAAGAUGACUACAGCCUCACCACCUCCAUUAUCUUAAUGUACUUUGAUGCAUUUCUCUAUGGUGUCAUGACAUGGUAUAUAGAGGCUGUGUUUCCUGGUCAGUAUGGCAUCCCCAGACCAUGGUAUUUCCCAUUUACCAAGUCUUACUGGUUUGGAGAAGGAGACCAAAAAUUGAAACCCACUAUACAGGGGAAGAAAGCAAAUGCAGAAGCUGUGUGCACUGAGGAAGAGCCUACUCACCUGGACAUGGGAGUGUACAUUGAGAACUUGGUGAAGGUCUAUCGCCACGGCAAGAAGUUGGCUGUGGAUGGCCUGACGCUGGGCUUCUAUGAAGGACAGAUUACCUCCUUCCUGGGUCAUAACGGAGCAGGGAAAACCACCACCAUGUCUAUUCUGACUGGUCUGUUUCCACCAACCUCUGGCACGGCAUACAUCAUGGGCAAAGACAUCCGAUCAGAGCUGAGUGCCAUCCGGCAAAGUUUGGGUGUGUGCCCUCAGCACAAUGUCCUCUUCAGCAUGUUGACAGUAGAGGAGCAUGUUUGGUUCUAUGCACGCCUCAAAGGCCUGCCUGAAGAUGCAGUGAGAGCCGAGAUAGAUCAGAUCCUGUAUGACACUGGACUGCCACACAAACGCAAGUCCAGGACAAGUGAGCUCUCUGGUGGCAUGCAAAGGAAGCUUUCAGUGGCCCUUGCUUUUGUUGGAGGGUCAAAAGUUGUCAUUCUGGAUGAACCAACCGCUGGUGUGGACCCUUAUGCACGUAGGGGCAUCUGGGACCUCCUGCUGAAGUAUCGUGCAGGCCGCACUAUCAUUCUCUCCACUCAUCAUAUGGAUGAAGCAGACAUCUUGGGUGACCGUAUUGCCAUCAUCUCCCAUGGAAAACUGUGCUGUGUGGGUUCCUCUCUCUUCCUGAAGACCCAUCUGGGAACUGGAUACUACCUCACUUUAGUAAAGAAAGAACCAGAAGCUUCUCUCAGCUCCUGCAGAAACUCCAGCAGCACUGUCUCUUAUGUCAAGAAGGAUGAUGAAGCCUCAGAGAGCAGCUCAGAUGCUGGUUUAGGUAGCGAUCAUGAGAGUGAUGCUGCCACAGCUAUUGGCUCUUCAUGGACUGACUCACCUAUUGUUCCUGCAGACAUCUCUCUCAUCUCAGGUCUGAUCAUUAAGCACGUCCCCAACGCACGCAUGGUGGAGGAUUUGGGACAUGAGAUUACUUAUAUCCUGCCCUAUGAAUCUGCCAAAGAUGGUGCCUUCGUUGAGCUCUUCCAUGACUUGGAUGAUCACCUUGCUGAUCUGAGCAUCUCUAGCUAUGGUGUUUCUGACACCACCCUUGAAGAGAUUUUCCUGAAAGUGGCAGAGGACAGCGGAGUUGAUACUGAAAUGAUGUCAGAUGGUACCGUUCCCAUACGCCGACGCAGACGGCAUGCUUUCGGAGCGGACCACCAGAGCUGCCUUAAACCAUUGACUGAGGAUGACAGAUUUGAUGGCAAUGAAUCAGAAGCUGACCCCGAUUCCAGGGAGACUGAUUAUUUGAGUGGUUCAGAUGGUAAAGGCUCAUACCAAAUCCAGAGCUGGAGCCUAAAGAGACAGCAGUUUGUGGCUUUGCUGUGGAAGAGAUUUCUAUAUGCUCGUCGUUCCAGGAAAGGCUUCUUUGCACAGAUUGUUCUGCCUGCUGUGUUUGUGUGCAUUGCUCUGGUCUUCAGUCUUAUUGUUCCCCCAUUUGGAAAAUACCCCAGUCUUGCCCUGCACCCUUGGAUGUAUGAGGAUCAAGUCAUUUUUAUCAGUGAUGAUGCUCCUGAGGAUGCCAGCACACAAAAUUUACUUGCCGCUCUAUUGGAAGGCCCUGGGUUUGGAACACGCUGUAUGGAAGGGGAACCAAUACCAGGUGCUAAUUGCACUAUGGGCGAUGAGGACUGGUCUGUACCGGAGGUUCCAGAGAGUGUGCUAGAGGUGUUCAGGAUGCAAAACUGGACUAUGGAGAAUCCCUCCCCAGCUUGUGAGUGCAGCUGUGAUGGCAAGAAGAAGAUGCUCCCAGAAUGCCCUGUCAGUGCUGGAGGACUGCCACCUCCAGUGAUGAAGAUCAGUGAGAGAGACACCCUUCAAAACCUAACUGGAAGAAAUAUCUCAGACUAUCUUGUGAAGACUUAUGCUCAGAUCAUUGGCAAAAGUUUGAAGAACAAGGUCUGGGUCAAUGAGUUCAGAUAUGGAGGUUUCUCAUUGGGUGCUAGAAGCACUCAGUUACUUCCACCUGCUGAGGAGAUAGAUGAUGCCAUUUCUCGAGUGAGGGAAAUAUUUAACUUGGAAAAAAACUCGGGGACAGCCGCUGAUCGCUUCUUAAAGAGUCUCUCUGCUUUCAUUAAUGGCCUGGACACCAAAAACAAUGUGAAGAUCUGGUUCAAUAACAAAGGUUGGCAUAGUAUUGGAGCUUUCCUCAACGUGAUGAACAAUGGUAUUCUACGUGCCAAUCUGCCUCCAGAGAAGGACCCAAGUAAAUAUGGCAUAACAGCCUUCAAUCAUCCUCUAAACCUGACCAAAGAGCAGCUCUCCCAAGUAGCACUGGUGACAACCUCAGUGGAUGUGCUGGUGUCCAUCUGUGUGAUCUUCGCCAUGUCCUUCAUCCCUGCCAGCUUUGUAGUCUUCCUCAUUCAAGAACGUGUGAACAAAGCCAAACAUAUGCAGUUCAUCAGUGGUGUACAGCCAUACUUGUACUGGCUGGCCAGUUUCAUCUGGGAUAUGUGCAACUAUGUUGUACCAGCAACCCUGGUCAUCAUCAUCUUUGUGUGCUUCCAACAAAAAGCCUAUGUCUCCUCUACCAACUUGCCUGUACUGGCCCUGUUGUUGCUUCUGUAUGGAUGGUCCAUCACACCUCUGAUGUAUCCAGCCUCAUUCUUAUUUAAAAUACCCAGUACGGCUUAUGUCGUCCUCACUAGCGUCAACAUCCUUAUUGGCAUCAAUGGCAGUGUGUCAACUUUUGUAUUGGAGUUGUUUGGCAACAAUGAGAUUGGUGGCAUCAAUGACAUUCUGAAGAAUGUGCUCCUGAUCUUCCCUCACUUCUGUCUGGGGCGAGGUCUGAUUGAUAUGGUGAAGAACCAGGCCAUGGCUGAUGCUCUGGAGCGCUUUGGUGAGAACCGUUUCCGUUCUCCUCUGGCAUGGGACAUGGUGGGUAAAAACCUCUUUGCCAUGGCAGUGGAGGGAGUGGUCUUCUUCAUCAUCACUGUCUUUAUCCAGUACCGCUUCUUCUUCAAACCUACACCUCUGAGUGCUAAGCUGAGUCCAGUUGGAGAGGAGGAUGAAGAUGUUGCCCGGGAGAGGCAGAGGAUUGUUAGUGGAGCAGGACAAGGAGACAUCCUGGAACUCCGAGAGCUUACCAAAGUGUAUAAGAGGAAACAGAAGCCUGCUGUGGAUCGACUUUGUGUGGGCAUUCCUCCAGGCGAGUGCUUUGGUCUACUCGGUGUGAAUGGAGCAGGAAAGACAAGCACAUUUAAGAUGCUGACAGGAGAUUCUGUAGUCACCAGUGGAGAAGCCUUUUUAGCUAGGAAAAGUAUACUCAGGGAAAUAGACCAGGUGCAUCAGAACAUGGGCUACUGCCCUCAGUUUGAUGCCAUCAAUGACCUGCUGACAGGCAGAGAGCAUCUGGAGUUUUACGCCAUCCUGCGUGGAGUCCCUGAGAGGGAAGUGUGCGAGGUGGCUGAGUGGGGCAUCCGCAAACUGGGCCUGGUAAAGUAUGCCGACAAAGCCGCUGGAAGCUACAGUGGAGGCAACAUGCGCAAACUUUCCACCGCUAUGGCGCUCAUAGGAGGCCCACCAGUGGUGUUUCUGGAUGAACCCACUACUGGUAUGGAUCCCAAGGCCCGCCGUGCACUGUGGAACUGCAUCCACAGUGUCAUCAAAGAGGGUCGCUCUAUCGUGCUCACCUCACACAGCAUGGAGGAGUGUGAGGCCCUGUGCACCAGGAUGGCCAUCAUGGUAAACGGCAGAUUCCGCUGUCUUGGCAGCGUCCAGCACCUGAAAAACAGGUUUGGUGAUGGGUACACCAUCAUCCUGAGGGUAGCAGGCCUCAACCCAGACCUGCAGCCUGUGAUUAAGUUCAUCGAGAGCGAACUGCCUGGCAGCACACUGAAGGAGAAGCACAGGAACAUGCUGCAGUAUCAGCUCCCCUCAUCCCUCUGCUCCCUUGCUCAUAUCUUCAGCAUCCUUGCCAAGCACAAAGACAUCCUCAGAAUAGAGGACUACUCUGUUUCCCAAACUACACUGGACCAGGUGUUUGUUAACUUUGCCAAGGACCAAAGUGACGAUCACUCUGACCACUCGAUACGGCGUAAAGAGCAUAAAGAGGCAGUGGUGGACAUUCCUCUGUUCAGCUCGCCAGUUCCUUUAUCGAGAAAGGAGAAACCCAAGGAGAGCUUUGUUUGAACAAAAGACUUUUUUACACUAGGAGUAAAACGAGCCAGUGAAAUUGAUUUAUUUCACAUUGCCGUUCUUGGUUUUCUGUGGCAGUCUGCUAAUUAAUUUGCUUGGUCAGCUGUAUCAGGGCUGCAAGAAUAUGCUGGUGCAGACACAGUCGCUGAGAAACUCAAUGCAAGUCAAUGCAAGAAAAAAAAAAAAAGAGUCCACUCGGGAUUUACUGUGGAGUCCAGAUCACCAUUCUAAUCCCAGAUGAGAGUGUGAAAGUAAAACUUGAAUAACUGCCAUAAUUUUGUUCUCGUACAGACUGUUCAGAGAAUGUGAGUCUUUGUACAGUUUUUGUAUUCGUAGUUGACAAAUCUAUGUUCUGUAAUUUUGCAUUGGUAUCUGCGAUUGACGGGAAAAUUCAGGGUCAGUUUCUUUUUGUUUGUAUUAGAAAUUACAUGAUGAAGAAUCACAAUCUUUUUUUCUUGACCCGCCAAGGGCUAAAACUGCAGUAGAAAUGCUGUUAAAUUGAUUAUGUGCCUUUAUUUAUGAACAAACAUAUGAAAAGUCCAGUGGGGGCAUUAUUUCGUACAAUAUUUUUGCAAGCAGUGCCUGACUUUUAAUAAUGCAAUCUGAGAGAAGCAGGAGAAGUGUUCACUGUUGAGUUAGAAACAUACUGUACAGAGAAAAUGCUGAUUUUUUGAAGAGAUUUAUUUAAGAGGAAUUGCCUCCCAGUCACGAAAUGUAACACAUACCUCAGCAGAUACAGGAACAUUUUGAAGGACGUUUGAGUAGUCGAUUGGAAGAAGAAUCUUCUUACAUAAGAUACUGACUUGAAAGUGUGUCCUUGGGGACGGGCGGUUGGGGGGGUUUGUAAACCAAUAAUCCCAUAGGCCUUACGACCUCAAGUAAACCUUCAAAGCCAAGCUAAUCUUUUGUAGUACAUGGUUCAGUACAGAGAUGGUGAGUCCACAGAGUCAGGAGCCUAAACUGUCUGGUGUACCUUAAAAAACGUCAGUGUUAUGAAUCAGUGUACUGUGCUUGUUCAGCAAAGCACAGCCACGUCUUUCUAGACUACAUAACGCCGUGAUCCAUCAGUAUUCUGGAACAGAGCUUUUCACUGGUCUCAGAGAAAGGCUGGCCAUGGUGUCUGUCCUUUCAGUCCUAGCACUUUAUUGGCUGUGUUAAUUGGUAAUGUAUUAAUUGAAAAUCUGUUUAUCCGUUUGCACUGGUUUUUCCACAGAACGAAAUCAUUCUACAUUUAUUUUUUAUUGUACUGCUUCGUUUUCCAACAUGAAAAUUCUGGCCUUACUGAUGUUUCUUAUUUAAUACCUGUUUACAUUUCAGAUGAAAGGCUGUGGAACAUCUGUUACUCACCUCAAUACUUACACAAUAAAACAUGACAAACGUA